This is a messenger RNA of Asparagus officinalis (garden asparagus), 1118 nucleotides long. Its product is annotated as succinate dehydrogenase subunit 5, mitochondrial-like. The coding region runs from base 77 to 814 and encodes 245 amino acids. The transcript has 4 exons. Gene Ontology annotation, cellular component: respiratory chain complex II (succinate dehydrogenase). Lineage: Eukaryota; Viridiplantae; Streptophyta; Magnoliopsida; Asparagales; Asparagaceae. The record is from RefSeq and is a predicted model, not a curated record. Gene Ontology annotation, biological process: tricarboxylic acid cycle.
UUCACAAAGUUGGGGGAAAAAGGCCAUUGUUAGGUUCUCUCUCUCUUUUGAGAAGAAAAAGAAGAAGAAGAAGAAGAUGGCUAUGAUGCUCCGCUCCUUAUCGUCCUCCGCAUGCCGAAGGGUCCGAUCUCUGUCAUCGAUAUCUGGAAUCUCAUCGCCGGCGAUCUCCUUCUCUUUCUCCGCCGCUUCGAUUCGAGAGACUUCACCGUCAUCGGCAGCGCCUCGAUACUUAUCAUCCUCCUCGGAGAAGGGUCAUCAUAUUCGAGUCUUCAACUGGGGCCUCUCUUUGACACGCUCAUUCAGUGCGAUCAGUACCACAAGCCAGUUGCCUCACAUAACGGACCCUGAUAUAGAAUCUGCAUUCAAGGAUUUAAUGGCUAUGAGUUGGGAUGAAAUUCCUGACUCUGUGAUCAAUAAUACAAAGAAGGCAUUGGCCAAGGCUACCGAAGAUAAGGUUGGCCAGGAGGCAUUGGCAAAUGUUUUUCGUGCAGCUGAAGCUUCAGUGGAGUUUGGUGGUGUUUUAGUAUCUCUGAGAAUGGCACUUGAUGAUCUCAGUGGAUUAACUGGCGAGAAUGUUGGACCGUUGCCAGGGUAUCUAGAAGAUGCCAUGAAAGCUGCAUAUAACCGCUAUGUGAAGUAUCUUGAUUCUUUUGGUCCUGAUGAGGCCUAUCUGCGCAAAAAGGUUGAAAGCGAGUUGGGAACUAAAAUGAUUCACUUGAAGAUGAGAUGUAGCGGUAUUGGUUCUGAGUGGGGAAAGGUUACCCUCCUUGGAACCUCUGGCAUUUCCGGGUCCUAUGUCGAGCAGAGAGCAUAAUGCGAACAGCUAUUUGUAUCUGAAGCAUCUUUUUUGUUGGUUAAUAAUUCAGUUUUAUUUGCUUCCUGCAAAUUUUCAAGUAACAUUUGGUGCUCAGGCACAUUUUCUUAAAUGAAUAAUAAUACGGUUGUGCUGUUCAGAGUUUCAAAAGCGCUGUCUGUGUGGGCUUUUAUGGAUUCUAAUGAUGUUGAGCAGCUGCUUUUUGAAACGAAAACUGCAGUGUUGCCAUGUUUUGGUUUCUGCAGACUGCUGUACUAUGUAUUUUAUGUGCAAAAGUUGAAGUAGCGUAUUUGGGUCUUUUCUA